AUGCACCCCAAAGCUCGAGUUUUGUUCUCCCUUGCAUGUCUAUGCGUCGUCUUCAUCCCCGUUUCUGGUCUGAAGGGCUCAGACUCGACCCCAAACUCGUUGAUCUUGAGCUGCGGCUCUGCCAAUGGUGGCUCCGAUGAGAACGGUCGAAAAUGGGAGCCAGACACCAAGUACCUCGUAUCUUCAGACAAUUCCAUUAUGGCUUCUGCUCAAUACCAGGACCCUUCCUUGCCAUCUGCAGUCCCAUACAUGUCCGCAAGGAUCUUCACAUCUGAAGCCACGUACAAAUUCCCUCUUAAAUCCGCUAAGCGCUACUGGCUGAGGCUUCAUUUUUACCCAUCUGCUUACAGCUCUCUCGCCUCCGACGAAGCCUUCUUCUCUGUCGUGGCUGGCGGGGUCACGCUAUUGAACAACUUUAGCAGUUCAAUCACAGCUCAGGCUCUCACACAAGGUUACAUUAUCAGAGAAUUCUCCUUAGCUCCCUUGCAUUCUGACAAUCUCAAUGUUACCUUCAGGCCUAAUUCCAACACCCACAGUGGGGCUUAUGCCUUCGUUAAUGGGAUUGAGGUGAUUCCGAUGCCCGACUUGUUUGAAGCAGCCACUGUGGUGGGUAUCUCUGACCAGUCGGUUGAAGCGGGGAGCUUGAGUAUGCAGACAAUGUUCAGGUUGAAUGUCGGAGGGCAGUACGUUUCUCCUACUAAUGAUUCUGAGCUUUCGAGGACUUGGUACGAUGACUCACCAUAUCUGUUUGGGGCAAGCUCUGGGGUCACCUCCAUGGCGGAUAAUAAUGUGAAGAUCCAGUACAAGGACAUGCCGGGUUAUGUAGCUCCGGUGGACGUGUACAAGACAUCAAGGUCUAUGGGACCGGACCCAAAAAUUAAUGAGAAUUAUAACCUCACUUGGGUUUUUCAAGUUGAUGGGAACUUCACUUACCUUGUGAGAUUUCAUUUCUGCGAGUACCAGAUGACAAAGAUCAACCAGAGAGUGUUCGAUAUAUACAUCAACAAUCAAACUGCAAUGGCUCGGGCAGAUGUUAUCGCUUGGUCAGGAUCAAAGGCAGUUCCUGUGUACAAAGAUUACGCAAUGUACGUCCCGGAUGGGCAAGGAGAUGAGCAGCUCUGGGUGGCUCUCCAUCCUUCCACUUCGGUGAAGCCUAUGAUCUAUGAUGCAAUUCUGAAUGGGCUGGAAAUCUUCAAGCUUAGUGAUGCGGCAGGGAACUUGGCAGGCCCUAAUCCGACGCCUUCGUCGAUGCUUUUGAAAGCUGAGCCUGAGAAACCGAAGUCUUUUGCACAAACAAAGUCGACAGACAAUGGUAAAGUCAUUGGUGCCAUCGGUGGAGUUGCUUCUCUCGGGGUAGUGGCGGCUCUAUGCCUAGCAGUUAGUUACCAGAGGAAAAGAAGAGUCCCCGGGAGCGAGUCCCAGAGCUCUAAUUGGCUACCCAUCUAUGGGAACUCCCGAACAACGGUUAGCAAAUCGACUAUCUCUGGAAAGAGUACCAUCAGCAGCAACAUUUCGAAUGAGGCUGCGUGCAAUUCCCGUCAUUUCACUUUGGCCGAGAUCAAACUUGCAACCAGGAACUUUGAUGAAUCUCAGGUGAUUGGGGUUGGAGGUUUUGGGAAGGUUUACAAGGGAGUUGUCGAUGGAACAACCAAAGUGGCCAUCAAGAGGUCGAACCCGUCGUCGGAGCAAGGAGUAAAUGAAUUCCAGACUGAGAUUGAGAUGCUUUCCAAGUUGAGGCACAAGCACUUGGUGUCUCUGAUUGGAUACUGUGAAGAGAAUGAUGAGAUGAUCUUGGUUUACGACUAUAUGGCAUAUGGCACACUUAGGGAGCAUUUGUACAAGACCAACAAGCCCCAUCUCCCAUGGAAGCAAAGGUUGGAGAUUUGCAUAGGAGCAGCAAGGGGGCUUUACUACCUUCACACCGGUGCGAAGUACACCAUCAUCCACAGGGAUGUGAAGACUACAAACAUUCUCUUGGAUGAGAAAUGGGUGGCAAAGGUUUCAGAUUUUGGGCUUUCUAAAACAGGCCCUAACAUGAACCAAUCUCAUGUUAGCACUGUGGUGAAGGGAAGCUUUGGUUACUUGGAUCCCGAGUACUUCCGGAGGCAACAAUUGACGGAAAAAUCUGAUGUCUAUUCAUUCGGCGUUGUCCUUUUCGAGGUCUUGUGCGCGAGGCCAGCGCUAAACGCAAGCCUCCCAAAGGAACAAGUUAGCCUAGCUGAUUGGGCCCUGCAUUGCCAGAGGAAGGGACUCCUUGAGGAGAUCAUAGACCCUCAUCUCAAGGGGAAAAUCAAGGCAGAGUGCCUCAAGAAGUUCGCCGACACAGCUCAGAAGUGCUUGGCUGAUCAAGGCAUCGAUCGUCCAUCUAUGGGUGAUGUGCUGUGGAACCUUGAGUUUGCUCUCCAGCUGCAGGAAAAUCCUGAGACUGUAAAAUUGGAUCUGCAAAGUAUGGAGAAUGAUACCUCUGAAAAUCUUAGGAACAACCUAAGCAUUGGCAGCUCAACCGAGAUUAGCGGGGCAUCAGACGACCUGAAUUCCAGCGAGAUCUUCUCACAGAUUGUCAAUCCAAAAGGGCGAUAA
Molecule: messenger RNA, 2580 nt
Organism: Malania oleifera
Lineage: Eukaryota; Viridiplantae; Streptophyta; Magnoliopsida; Santalales; Ximeniaceae
Product: receptor-like protein kinase ANXUR1
Exons: 1
Coding region: 1-2580 (859 amino acids)
Biological process (GO): protein autophosphorylation
Cellular component (GO): plasma membrane; plasmodesma
Molecular function (GO): ATP binding; transmembrane receptor protein tyrosine kinase activity
Source: RefSeq, a predicted model, not a curated record